AUGAGUAAUGAAGAUGAUCAUAAACAAAUGCAAAUUAAAAUUUUAUAUUCCUUUAAUGAUAAUUCUACUACUUUUUUAUGUCGAUCAACUCAACAAUUUUCAGUUCAAACUGUUCAAAUACCUAUUCAAGAUUCAAUAAAUGAAGAACCUGAAUUAAUAUUAUUAGGAGCUUUUGAAUUAAAAGAUUGUAUAAAACAAUUAUUAAAAUCAAAUCCAGAAAAUUUUAAAUUACAUUCAGAAGACUAUGCUGUUUAUUAUAAAGAUAUAACUGAACAACCAGAUGAACCAUUUGUUUCUAAUGGUGUAGUAUCAAAAUUGAUAUCAUCAAAUGAAUCAUGUCUAAUACCUGGAAGAGUUUGUCAAAAUGUAUCAGCUAAUUUUUUAUUUGGUAAUAAAUCAAAUGCAUCAUCAUUAACUUUAGAAAUUAGAUUAAAAUUACAUACAAUAGAAGGCGCUCCAUUACAAAAAUUGCCACCGAAACAGCCGAAUCAACAAAUUCAACAAUCACAAAUACGUCAACCACUUUCAACUAUCAACACAUCACAAAUGGAUAGAAAACGACCAUAUGAUUCAAUGCAUAAACAAUUACCCCCAACAUCUACUUUUUCACAUUCAGUACCUGCAGCUAAAGCUACUAGAACUUUAUCACUACCUUCAUAUUCAAAUAUUCAAAGCAUACAACAAGCAGAUAAAAAUUCUAAUUCUUCACGUUAUAAUAGAGAAAAUGUUGAAAAUAGAUUUAAACUGGCAUCAUUCUUUCAAGAAAAAGUUGUGUUUGAUGAUAAACAAGAAAAGAAACAACAAAAACGUUACUCAAAUCAAACUCCUUCACAACCUAUAAUGACUCAAAAAUCACAAUUACUACCUCAAAGAGCUGUUCGUACAAGAUCAAUGUUUACAAACACUCCAAUAACUAUAUCUUCUCCAAUCAAUGAAGAAACUUAUUCAUCGGAUGAUCCUGAAUAUAGAGUUGGUGAUGAAAAUGAAGAAACAUUACCAGAAGAAGAAGAAGAAGAAGAAGAGGAAGACGAUGAUUAUAAUAUUGAAUCAACUUCACCAUAUACUCCACAACAACCACCAUAUGUUAAUAAUACUACAACCAAUACCAAUAAUCAAAAAGAUACACCACCAGAGUUACCAGAAGACCUAGAUAGUAAAAGAACUCAUACAAUUCCAAACACUAAAUUACCAGAAAAUCAUGGAUUGAUUUGUAUAAAUAAAUGUUGUCGUACAUCAAAUUCAAUUGCAUGGAAAUAUUUUGAAACUGAAUUUAAACCUCAUUUUUCACAAUUAAUAAGAGCAACAGAAUUUAAUAAAGAACAUUAUGAAGGAAUGUUAGGACCAUUAUGUAAUGCAUGUUUUUUAUUUUAUAAAAAUAAAGGAUUUAUGAGACCUGAACAUGUUGUAAGAAAAUAUAAUCAACAACAAAGAUAUAAUCAAAAGAUUAAAAUGAAAAAUGGUAACUCCAAAAAUGAUGAUCCAAUCAAAAAUUCAUUGAAUUCUGUUGCUAAUAAAAAGAAUAAUCUAGCUUCAUCACCUGGUAAUUUUCCAACUCCUUCUCAUACUCCAUCUGCAAUUAAUCAAGUAAUUCAGAAUAAAUAUCAUAAUAAUUAUAAUAAUAACAACAAUAACAAUAAUAACAACUACAAUCAUUCAAGUGCUAAUUCAAAUUUGAAUCCAACGCCAACAGGAGAAACUCCAGAUUAUCAUGAAUUAUUAAAUCAAUUAAAUGUAUAUGGAGGUCCAUCUACAGAUAUAGAUCCAUUACCAACAAAUACUCCACCAAUGAUUGCAACAAAAUCAAACACAAGAAUUAUAAAUUUGGAAGAAAAUGAUGCAAGAAAAGCAACAAAAUUAAAUACAAGAGUUAUUGAAAUAUAUAAUGAAGAAGAUAAAGAAAAUCAACCACCAAUUCAACCAAUAAAUAUAACUGACGCAGCAACAAACAAUACAUUAAAUGAAUUUGAUGCAAUAUUACAAUCAAUUCAUGAAGAUUCAAAUAAUAAUUGGAUGAAUUUUUUAACUCAACCUACUCCAAAAGAUUCAAAUAGUCCUAAUUCUAAAACUCCAGUUGAUCAAUUACAAAAUUUAAUAUCAUCAUCAAAUAAAAAUCAUAACAAUAAUAACAACCACAACAAUUCACCAAAAUCUUCAAAACUGUCAUUAGCUAAUAUGCCUAGUUCACCAUAUUUAUCAAAUCACAUAAAUUCAAGCGAUGAUAAUGACGAAAACGAUGAAAUUAAUGAUCAAUUAAAUCAAUUAGUCAACGACUCAACUUUUAAAAUCCAUAUAGAUCAACAUCAAACAACGUCAUCCCCAAAUAGAGCAAGUAGAAAUAAUACCACGAAUUCUUUAUUAAAUUGGCCAUCUAAUAACACUACAAAUAAUACUACAAAUAAUACAACAACAAAUAAAGAUUUAGGAUCAACUCCAAAUACUGAUUUUUUUUCAAAUGAUGAAAAUUUUGAAAUAAAUGGUAAAGAAAAUAAUAAAUUAUCAUAUAAUAGCAUGGUCGAUAUUGAUAAAAAUUUCGUUGAAACUUAA
Molecule: messenger RNA, 2544 nt
Organism: Lodderomyces jiufengensis
Lineage: Eukaryota; Fungi; Ascomycota; Pichiomycetes; Serinales; Debaryomycetaceae
Exons: 1
Coding region: 1-2544 (847 amino acids)
Biological process (GO): regulation of transcription by RNA polymerase II; rDNA heterochromatin formation; silent mating-type cassette heterochromatin formation
Molecular function (GO): zinc ion binding; sequence-specific DNA binding
Source: RefSeq, a predicted model, not a curated record